AUGGGCGACGCCGCCAAGCCGCUCUCGCUGCUGCCGCUGGUGGCGCUCAUCUUUUAUGACGUGUCGGGGGGGCCGUUCGGCAUCGAGGACGCCGUCAGCAAGGGCUCCCCGCUGCUGGCUGUGCUGGGCUUCCUGGUGCUGCGGCUCAUCUGGUCGGUGCCAGAGGCGCUGGUCACGGCAGAGCUGGCCACCACCUUUCCCGAGAACUCCGGCUACGUGGCCUGGGUGACCGCCGCCUUUGGGCCCUUCUGGGGAUUCCAGAAGGGCCUGUACGCCUGGGUGAGCGGCGUGACCGACAACGCCGUCUACCCGGUGCUCUUCCUCAACUACCUGCAGGAGGUGUGGCCGGUGCUGGAGAGCUACUGGCCUCGCCUCGCCUUCCUGCUGGCCUUCAACAUGGCGCUGACGUACCUCAACUACAGGGGGCUGCACGUGGUGGGGGAGGUGGCUGUGGGCAUGACCAUCUUCACCCUGCUCCCCUUUAUGGCCCUGUGCCUGCUAGGCCUGCCCCACGUGCGCCCCUCCAACUGGCUGGAGGUGGACUGGGGGUCGGUGCAGUGGCUGCAGUUCCUCAACGUCAUGUUCUGGAACCUCAACUACUGGGACUCCGUGUCGUGCCUGGCGGGGGAGGUCAAGGACCCGUCUCGCACCUUCCCCCGCGCGCUAGCGGGCGCGGUGGUGCUGGUGGUUGCCUCCUACCUGCUGCCGCUGCUGGUGGGGCUGGGCGUGACGGCCACCUCCACAGACUGGGAGCUGGGAUACUUUGCGGCGGUCGGGCAGAAGGUGGGCGGCAAGUGGCUGGCCUGGUGGAUCGUGGCGGCGGCCGCCAUCAGCCAGAUCGGGCAGUUCGAGGCGGAGAUGUCCAGCGACAGCUACCAGCUGCAGGGCAUGAGCGAGCGCGGCUUCCUGCCCGCCUUCUUCAACACACGCAGCAAGCACGGCACCCCGGUGUAUGCCAUCAUGGCCAGCAGUGUGGGGGUGAUGGGCAUGGCCAGCUUCGACUUCCUGGAGAUUGUGGAGCUGCUCAACUGCGUUUACUGCAUGGGCCAGCUGCUGGAGUUUGUGGCCUUUGUGUGGCUGCGCAUCAGGUAUCCCACCCUGCACCGCCCGUGCCGCAUCCCGUUGCCCACCUGGGGCUGCAUUGCCAUGCUGGUCCCCGCCUGCCUGCUGCUGGCAGGGCUGCUCAUCGUGCCAUGGGUGCUGGUGAGCGGGCCCGCCUCGCUUGCCCAUCCCACCUGCCCACCUGCAUGCACUGCCCUCCGUGCCUGUCCCUGGCGCAUGCUGCUGCUGGUGCCUCCUGCCUGCCAGCCAGCCACCCUGCCCUGCUUCCCACCUGCCCUGCGGCCGUGCCACGGUAAACAGUAUCAACCUGCACAGCCGAAUCAUACCGCCCCCACAUGCCGCAGGGCGACCUGGCCGUCAUCUCCUUCACCUUUGCCACCGUGGCCCUGGGCUGCGUGCUGCACCCGGCGCUGCAGGUGGGGCUGCUGGGUUUAG
Molecule: messenger RNA, 1497 nt
Organism: Chlorella variabilis
Lineage: Eukaryota; Viridiplantae; Chlorophyta; Trebouxiophyceae; Chlorellales; Chlorellaceae
Exons: 15
Coding region: 1-1497 (498 amino acids)
Biological process (GO): transmembrane transport
Cellular component (GO): membrane
Molecular function (GO): transmembrane transporter activity
Source: RefSeq, a predicted model, not a curated record